Messenger RNA from Aspergillus uvarum CBS 121591, 1355 nucleotides. Its product is annotated as ThrRS/AlaRS common domain-containing protein. Gene Ontology annotation, molecular function: alanine-tRNA ligase activity; Ser-tRNA(Ala) deacylase activity; nucleic acid binding. The record is from RefSeq and is a predicted model, not a curated record. The coding region runs from base 411 to 1274 and encodes 287 amino acids. Gene Ontology annotation, biological process: regulation of translational fidelity; alanyl-tRNA aminoacylation. The transcript has 2 exons. NCBI's taxonomy places the organism in Eukaryota, Fungi, Ascomycota, Eurotiomycetes, Eurotiales, Aspergillaceae.
CUUUAAUAAAGCCCUGUACCGCCUGGCUACAUUCAAUGCGGCGCUGCGGUACUGCGCCGGUGUUCAGCUAGUUGUGAUCGGUAGCUGGGGGGUUUGUAAAAUAGUUUCAAAAUAUUAUCGAAAAAUCAAGCUAUCCACCAAAACCACCAUUCCACUCUGGUUCCCAAUGCAUCAUGAGAUUCAACUGCUAAUCUGCUUGGCACCGGGAUCGGAACGAGAUACGGGCUCCACCUGCCCAAUGCAGUGUGCCGGAGCGAGCAACUGGUCGGGAUUCUCGGGAAUGACUCCCGCCGAUGAUUCACGUGGGGGGGAGAAAGAUAAGAUCCCCGAGUAUAUAUAUACAUAUCCAGCUCAAGCCUCACUUUUCACCACUCCACCACUCCACCACAUUCACCCUAAGCCACGUCAUCAUGGUAACUACACACUCAAUGCAACCGCAGACUACCGACGCCCUCUACCUGGACGACGCCACUCUCACCACCACAACCACAACCAUCACCUCCUACCGCCCCAUCUCCGCCCUCAGCGACCCCGAAAAGACCCUCGCCAAGAACAUCCCGCCAGAGAACCACUAUGCCCUCACCACCCGCCAAACCGUCUUCUACCCGCAAGGCGGCGGCCAACCCAGCGACACCGGCGUGAUCCUCCUCCCGGGCACCAACGAUGACGACCUGACAAACCCAUACACCUUCGAAGUCCUCCUCGUCCGCAAGACCUCCGACGGCGAAAUCCUCCACUUCGGGCACUUCACCACCCCGGAGUUUCCCCUCUCCCUCGCCUCCAACGCCCUCGCCACGCAGACCAUCAACGCGAUCACCCGCAACUACCACUCCCGGCUCCACACGGCAGGCCACAUCAUCGGGCUUGCGAUGCGCCUGCUCACCCCGGAACUUGGGGAGCGGAAGAAGGUGAAAGCCAACCACGCGCCACGCGAGGCGUGCAUGGAGUUCGAGGGGCUGCUGUACAACGAGCACCGGCCGCUGAUCGAGGGGAAGGUGAACGAGCUGGUGCAGCGGGCGUUACCGGUACACAUCUCUUGGUGGGAGGAGCGGGAGAUCGCGACCAAAGAGCUGAACAUGGUGGAGGGGUUGCAGGUCGGGCAGGGCGGAAAAGUGCGCAUCGCGGAGAUUGCGGAUCUGGAUGCGAACCCCUGUGGGGGCACGCAUGUGGCGCACACGGGGUUGACGGGGUAUAUUACGAUUCGGAAGGUGAGUCGGCAGAAGGGGGUGACCAAGUUGUCGUAUGAGGUGCCGGUGGAGGUGCAGUUGGGGUGAUUAGGGUAGUGGUUAUAGAUGUGGGCUUGGGAUUCUAUAGGUAUAGAAUUGUAGAACAGAAUUUCAUGGCCUGAUCUGCGG